AUAGGUUAGUGACUCUAAUGUCGCUUUAUUCAAGUAUAUAUAACGUACAGUAACAGUGUUUUAAGAAUUUCUAAAGUACUUUAAAUCAAUUAAUGAAAUGUGAUGUUUAAGUUCAUGUACAUAAUUUAUAAAAAUUAUUAUUUAUAUUUUAUAUACAUUAAUCUGUAAAUCAAUGCUUAUUAUUGAAAAAUGGCAGAAGAAGGAAAGAAAGUCUCCUUCGGUUUUGCAAAAUCUAUUAAGAAACCUGUAUUAAAAAAUAUUGUGCCACAAGAAGAAAAAAAAGUUGAUUAUAUUGAAUGUCUUGAUGAGAAAAAUAUUAAAGUAAUAGGUGAAGAGGAAAAAAAAGAUGAACCUCUCGUCAUUCCAUUAUUAGGUUCAAAAACUUGGCAUGACAGAAUUAUUAAUCAUAUCGAUGCAGAUAUUUUUGAACCUAAAGAAAAUAAAGAAAAGACAGAAGAUGUUAAUAUUAAUAAGGAAGUCAAGUCAAAAUUAUCUAAUGGAAAUGCUUCACCACAAAUUAUAACAAAAGAACUAGAACAAUUAGUGGAUAAUAAAGUUGUUACAUUAGAAGAACAAGCAGCUAAAGAAAUUAUUGAAGAAUUGAAAUUAAAGGAGCAGCAGGAAACAAAAACAAAUGAUUUUACUUUACCUUUAGUAGAAGAUCAAUCAUUAAGAGGCCAAGAACAGUCUACAUUAGAAGAUUAUGAAAGAAUUCCUGUUGAUGUUUAUGGUUUCGCAAUGUUACGAGGAAUGGGUUGGCAACCAGGAAAAGGAAUUGGUAGAAAUGAAAAAGUUGUAUCAGCAGUUAUACCAGAAUUACGACCAAAAGGUAUGGGUCUUGGAGCAGAUAAAGUAACUCAACAAAAAAACACAGAUUCUAACAAACAAGAAGAAGAACUUAAAAUAGAAAAAGGAACAUUUGUAAAAAUUAUAGCUGGAAAACAAAGUAAUAAUUAUGGUCAAAUAGAAGGAUUUGAUGAUGAUGCAGGAAGGCUCAUAAUAAAAUUAGCUCUUGGUGGAAGCAUAAUAUCUGUAAAUGAAUUUAUGGUUCAGCCAGUAACUAAAUCAGAAUAUUCAAAAAAUUCAAAAGUUUUAAAUGCGAAGAAAUAUGAAGAAUAUAAGGAUAAAGAAAGUAAGGAAUUUAAACAGAAAACAGAUAGAAAAAGAAAAUCGAUAUCUUCCGAAAAAUCUGAAAAUUUGGAUGACGAUGAAAAUAAUGAAAAGAAAAAAAAAAGUAUUACACAUGAUAAGAAAAAAUAUGAUAAAAUAACUGAUAAAAAAUCAAAAAGUCAAAAAAGAUACUCUGAAUCUGAUGUCAAUGAUAGUGAUCAUGGAAAAAAGAGAAGAAGAGAAAAAAGUAGUUCCAUUAGUAGUGAUUCUUAUAAAUCAAAAAAAUCUAAAAAAUCAAAGAAACAAAAAAAACAUUAUUCACCAGAAAGGUCGAAUAAAAAACACAAGAAAAAAGAUAAAGAAAAAGAAAAAACUAGAGAAAAAAAAGAUUAUACAGAUAGAUGGAAACAAAAAAAACGAAAAAGAUCAAGAUCUCGAUCUUCUAGUAGACGAUAAUUAUCAAAUAUGUAUUUCGUUAUUUUAAUUUCGUGGCAAAUUGUACAAUUUUGUUUAUACACAUUUUUUAAUAAAAUGUAUUUUUACAAAA
Molecule: messenger RNA, 1657 nt
Organism: Apis laboriosa (Himalayan honeybee)
Lineage: Eukaryota; Metazoa; Arthropoda; Insecta; Hymenoptera; Apidae
Product: G-patch domain and KOW motifs-containing protein
Exons: 5
Coding region: 190-1566 (458 amino acids)
Biological process (GO): mRNA splicing, via spliceosome
Cellular component (GO): spliceosomal complex
Molecular function (GO): nucleic acid binding
Source: RefSeq, a predicted model, not a curated record